Camellia sinensis is the source of this 2224-nucleotide messenger RNA. Lineage: Eukaryota; Viridiplantae; Streptophyta; Magnoliopsida; Ericales; Theaceae. The record is from RefSeq and is a predicted model, not a curated record.
UGGUGAUAUGGGUUCUUGGAUUUAUGCUUCUAUUUUUCGUUGUGUUCUGUAAAACCAACGAAGCAUAGCAAGAAUUAUUCUGGCUAGUCAAAGGUUUCUGUGUCUGAAUUGAUUAUCACAGUGGGUGUUUGAUUUCCCCCCUUUGUGUCAGUGUGUUAGUGUGGGCUUUAAGGGCCUGUUUGGUUGUGUUUUUGUAUUCUGUUUAAGUGCUUUUCCUUCAUUAUAGUUUCUGUUGCCUCCCCAUCUUUGUGUGUGUGUCACAUGUUGGUGAAAAUCAGUUAUUUACGACAUUUGGUGAUAUGGGUUGUUGCCUUGCUGCUUCUAUUUUCCAUUUGGUUUUGUAAAACCUCGAAGCAUUGCAUGAACUUUUCUGGGUUGUCACUUGUCAAGGUUUCUGUAUCUAAAAUGAUGACCAAAAUCGGUGUUUUUCAUUUUUCCCCAUUGUGUGUGGUCUUUAAGGGUCUUGUUUGGUUGUGUUUUGUUUUCUGUUUAAGUGCGUGCUUUCCCUUAAUUCUAGUUAACGAAGUGGUGAAGAGUUCAUAAACACCGCAACAAGUAACGCUCAGCUUGCUGAAUUAUAUUGUGAUAAAUGGUAAUUACUCUGCCCGACCAUUGUUUUGUAGGAGACCUUGAGAGAGCAUACUUGAUUUGCUUCCCUAAACUUGGAGCGAUCAGGGUAAAUGGAUUAAUGGUGAAGCAAAGGUCAUGCUUCUACCACCUUCCUGACUCGUUGCCAAUGAAGCAUGCUUUCCAGGGUUUAAGAGGAACAUGGUUUAUUCACGCGGAAGCACAUCCUUGGAGUGAUUCUAAUGAGUCAGGUUUAUCAGAAUGUGUUGUUGCAGAAAUCAGAGAUAGAACUUCUAAUAGUAUAAAGGUUACUGAUUCUCUUGAACCUAAAAUCCCGGUGUCAAGUGCGAACAAGAAUCAUGUGAACUGCAAAAGAAAGAAAAAUGGGAUUAAAAGAAUUCCAUACGCGAAAGUUGCACUCCAAGUGAUUCUAGCAAACACCCACCGUUCAAAAAAGAAGAAAAGGAAGAGGGUAACGGAAAAUUGCUCUCUACAUUGUACAGUGAAAGGGCUCGAGAAGGGCUGCCUUAGUAGAAAUGGAGGUGACACUGCUGAAGAGAGGGAAUUGAGUGCAAUAUUGGAGAACCAUAGCGAGACAUUAUCAGAAUCGUUAUCCGUUUCAGGCAUCAUCAAGAAAUACUUUUCUGAUUACGAGGAGGUGAGUUUAAGGUCCAAUUUUACAUCUAGAGCAAACCAAAGUCAACGUAAAAAGCAAUUGACGACUAGAACAGAUAGUAAUUGCUUGAAGUCAAAAGUUAGUGGAAUUUCGCAGUUUACGCCCAAGACUCCUCCAAGAGUGUUGCCUUUUCCGUUGUCUACUGAUCUUAGUUCCAAAACCUCAAGGAAUAUAGUUAAGAGAACUGGAGUUGGAAAUCGUCUUGUUGUGGCCUCAAAUAAUCUCGGGAUAUCUGUAAAAUCUGCAACGGGUCUCUGUAGAUUCGGAGAUCGAAAGUUAUCAGUGCCCAAAUCUAGUUCCUUUGUUAGAAGUAUAGUUUUUGAAAUUAGUGACAGUGAUGAAUGAAUAAUGUUGAGGUAACACUCUCUGGUUAGACUCUCGUGAAAUGGAUACACUUCUGCGGAGAAGGUUGGACAUUGCAGCAAGCCAGUUACUAGUGCUUCAGUAGCUGAAAAGCUUGGAACUUCGAGGGCUUCCACGAUGCAGUCUGUAAAAUUUAACGUUCAUUGACACGAUUGGGACCCUUUUUCAGGUUCAGUUUUAUAUCCGGAUAUUGUUCGUAUGAGGUAAAUGAUGUCGACAAGGGUACUGAAAAAGUCGAUUAUAUAUGACUUAAUGCUCUACAGCCAAUGUAGGCUGCUAGGCGGAACACAUCAGUUUUCGCAAUGAUGCUUUGGGUUGAGAAGGAAUUCCCCAACCCUGUUUGUGCAACCAUUUUUUGCUUUGAAUCGUCUAAUAUGUUGUCUUUGAUCUAUGAUUCACGGAUAUGAACAAGACAAGUAUUGUAGCCAAAGCAAUGUAGUUUGGAUAAUGUUUUGUUGAGGUUUGAGUCUCCAGGUUGUUGGUAUGAAAUGUAGGAAAAUGUUGAAUGUUUCUGGGAAAUUUUUGAAAUUGGUCUGAAAAUUUCUCGUGUAUUUGAGUUUUAAAGUGUUUUGAGUUUGUGUGGAAUAAGAAGGAUCACAAGUGUGCUUCAUCUUGCAA